Geodia barretti is the source of this 858-nucleotide messenger RNA. The record is from the annotation of a GenBank genome assembly. Lineage: Eukaryota; Metazoa; Porifera; Demospongiae; Tetractinellida; Geodiidae.
GUGAAUAUUGAACUUAUCGCUGAUUACAAUUGUAUUGUUGGGGAAGGUCCUCUGUGGCAUCCAAUUGACCGCAAGGUCUAUUGGGCCGACAUCCCCCGAGGAAGAAUCUUUCGUUAUGAUCCGGUAAGCGGCGAGCACGGUCAGAUUUUUGAAGGCUGUGAGGUUGGCGGAUUUACAGUUCAGGCGGACGGCACUCUGCUGCUGUUUAUGGACCGCGGCGCCAUUGCUACACUUCGCAACGGAAAUCUGCAAUAUCACCUCCGCGAGAUCGAGGCUGAGCGAGAGACUCGGUUCAAUGAUGUGAUAGCAGACCCAGCCGGGCGAGUGUUCUGCGGCACCAUGCCGGCUCCCGACCACGCAGGCAGCCUUUACCGCUUGGACACGGACGGCUCGAUCACACAAGUCCUGAGCGGCAUCGGCAUUUCCAACGGAAUGGGCUUCACACCUGACACAAAGCAGAUGUACUUUACCGACUCACCAACACACAACAUCUACUUAUUCGAUUAUGACAUAGAGACCGGCGAACUCUCCAAUAGGCGAGUCUUCGUCAAUACGGGAGACAACGACGGCAUUCCCGAUGGCAUGACCGUCGACGCGGAGGGCAAUGUUUGGUCUGCGCGCUGGGAUGGCUCGUCACUAGUACGAUACUCCCCAGAGGGUGAGCAAGUGCAACGAAUAUGGUUCCCAGCACGUAAGGUGUCCAGUGUCAUUUUUGGAGGUGAGGACUACACAGACAUGUAUGUUACAACCGCGGGCGGCCAGGAUAAGAUUGGCGAGGGGCCCGGGGCAGGGUGUCUGUACAGACUGAACCUAGGCAUAAGUGGCAAGCCAGAGUAUCUCUCCCAAAUCGGACUCUAA